UCAUGUCAAGCAAAUAUAAAUUAAUGCUCAUUUUCAGACAAGAAAUAUAAAUAAAAAAAUAACUAUACGUCAUUGAAAGACGUCGAUGUCAUGUCGUAAUGAAUUGCCAGUCUUGUAGCAACGAAUGCAAUGUUGUAAACUGGUUCCCUUUAAAUAGAACGAGUGCUGUGAGUUAAAAAUACACUACAUAUACGUGAUGUAUGUAAGUGUUAUAUACAAAGAGGCGCCGGAGUUGUCCGCCCAGCGGCGCCGGUCGUCAGAGCCCGAUCCGUCUAUAGAGAAGGUGUUGCUGGUGAACCCCAACUGUCCCGUCAGGAUCAUGUUGGAGUACAUAAGGAAACGCUGCAGGCUCGGGAAAUUCACAGAGUUCGAUCUGUGCGACGAGACCGGCCACUUGAUGGGGCUCUUUGAUAUGCCUACCUACGUCUACACAACCGACAAGUUCGAGCACAAGAGCACCUAUUACAUCAUUAUAAUGAAACAGGAAGCGGACAGAAGAAUAUCCGUGCUGCCACAAUUAAAUCACGAGAAUCAAAUUUAUAUGGACCUCAAGACCAAGGUCAAAAAGUAUCUGGCCGGGGACGGGACUCCUCCGACACCGACCUCAGCGUCGACGCCUCCAGGGAAGGUGACCCCUCCGGUCACUAAACCGUCAGCCAAGAAAAAAUAAACAAUUCACA
Molecule: messenger RNA, 680 nt
Organism: Danaus plexippus (monarch butterfly)
Lineage: Eukaryota; Metazoa; Arthropoda; Insecta; Lepidoptera; Nymphalidae
Exons: 2
Coding region: 197-670 (157 amino acids)
Source: RefSeq, a predicted model, not a curated record